AUGCUCACCCUCUCCGCCCUCAUCCUCCUCACCCUAGCAUGCACCUGGCUCACCCUCCGCCACCACCGCAACCGCCGCCGCUCUCCCCCCCUCCCCCCAGGCCCAAACACCCUAACAGCCCACCUCGCCGGCCCCACCAACCACACAGCCUUCACAAAAUGGACUCACCAGUACGGACCCAUCGUCAGCGCCAACAUAGGCACAAGAACCUACAUCAUCCUCGGCACGCGCCGCGCCGCGCAAGACCUGCUCGACAAGCGCGGCAGCAUCUACAGCUCGCGCGCCCCGUCCGUCCUCCUGGACAGAUACCUGCACAAGGGUCUUGCCGCGGCGUUUAUGCCGUAUGGGCCUGAGUGGAGACUUAAUCGGCGGUUGCAUGCGAGUGUGCUUAAUGUUCGCGCUGUGGAUAUGUAUCGGGGGUUGCAAGACUCUCAGAGCAAACUGCUGCUGCGUAGCUUCCUCCACAGCAGUGAUUUUAGUUCCGCGUUCCAUAACUACACCGCAGACCUGAUGUUCACCCUCGCCUUCGGUAAAGGUCAAGGAAAAGGCAAAGACGACGCAGACCACCGCCGCAUCGAGCAGAUCAACGAGAUGGCGACGUUCGUGCUACAGGGUGCGUCUACGAUGGGGGUCUUACUAGAGCUCUUCCCCUUCUUGGAUGUCCUUCCUCGAAAUCUCAUCAUGCGCUGGCGCUCCCAAGCAGCCGCUAUCCACGAGAAGACGAAGCGUGUAUACAGCGAGUGCUGCCGCAGCGCGCUGGAGGCUACUGAUUGCUGGAACUGGGCGCGAGAGAUUACGAGCACCCAGCGCAAGGCGGGUGCUGAGACUGCCUUGUUGAGUGACAGCGACGCGCUGAGUUACUCCGUCGGCGAGCUGUACGUUGCGGGCGUGCAUACCACCCGGAUGGUGCUGGAGGUUGUGGUGCUAGCUGCACUGCGCUAUGCAGAUACCGUGAGGCAGGCACAAGCGGAGCUAGACGCCGUAGUUGGCGAAGAGCGCAUGCCGGAUUUCACAGACCUCGACGCAGACAAACUUCCCUACAUUCGCGCGUUCGUGAGCGAAGCACUCCGCUGGAAACCCAUUUCUCCGAUCGCAGUCCCGCACGCUGUUAUCCAGGACGACGAGUACAUGGGGUAUCGGAUUCCGCGCGGGGCGACUGUUAUUGCGAAUCAGUAUGCUAUGAAUAUGGAUGAGGGGGUCUGGGGUGAUCCGGGGGUGUUUAGACCCGGGAGUGCUUGGGUAAGAAAAAUGUCCAACUGCCAUCUCACCUCCAUCGACCUCAACGACCCAUCCCAAUUCACAGAACUCGCUCACCAACGCCGCCUCUGCGGAUGGGACUAUGAUCCCGCUACCCUAUCUACUUGGAAGCAGCUGCAGACUGAGAGCUUGAAAGUGCUUUUCUGGAUAGUCACGUCAUCUACCUCCGCAUCCUCAUCCUCAUCCUCUACCAACACAACCACAGAUACAUCCACGAAUACGACAACAACCACAGACACAGACACAAAAAUCUACUGCGGCCACAUCUCCCUAGAACCAACCCCCACCCCCAAAACCCUCUCCAUAAAAACCCUCUUCAUCCACCCCACCCACCGCCGCAGCGGCACCGGCCGCCGCGCAAUGCAACUCAUCGAAAAAGAAGCCUCCGCGCGGGGCGCGCAGUGGCUGGAACUGACAGCCCUGAGCAAGCGGUAUGUGUACGAGCCCGAGUGGAGGGGUAUCUGGGAGACGAAGUUUGGGGUGGCACCGCCGGCGUUUAGUGUGCAGGAGUGGUAUGAGGGGAUGGGGUUUGUGGUGUGGAAGGAGGAGCCUGUUACGGAGGAGAGGGGAGUUGAUGGGGAGGUUGUGUUUUUGUGGGAGGCUUUUAUGAGGAAGGGGUUAUAA
Molecule: messenger RNA, 1881 nt
Organism: Aspergillus campestris IBT 28561
Lineage: Eukaryota; Fungi; Ascomycota; Eurotiomycetes; Eurotiales; Aspergillaceae
Product: cytochrome P450
Exons: 3
Coding region: 1-1881 (626 amino acids)
Molecular function (GO): acyltransferase activity, transferring groups other than amino-acyl groups; monooxygenase activity; oxidoreductase activity, acting on paired donors, with incorporation or reduction of molecular oxygen
Source: RefSeq, a predicted model, not a curated record